CGUCGAAAUCUUUGGUUGAUCGUGGACUACAGUGCUGUCAUUUUUGUAGGAAAAUAGGAUGAGUAUAGGGAUAUUGAACUCAAUUGCAUAACAAAACAUUUGUUUGUUGUCAUUCAAAGAGUAAUAUCCGGAUAACUUAUUUGUGUUUUCGUUAGUUUUUGUUGUUGCAUAAUGGAUGAGGAUGCUAGGACAAUAUGGUGUGGUAAUUUGAGCAGCAAGUGCAAUGAGGAAAUUCUUUAUGAGUUGUUUUUACAGGCGGGUCCAUUGGAGAAAGUGAACAUCCCAAAAGAUCGUGAUGGAAAGCCAAAAAAUUUCGGUUUCGUCACAUUUAAACAUGCCGUAUCGGUCCCAUAUGCUCUGGAGUUGUUGGAAGGUACAUCAAUUUACAACCGUUCUCUGACCAUCAAAGCAAGGCAGUUAUCAACAGAUCCACCUCCUUCGUCCAUUUCCCGCAAUACGAAUCUUUCGAAGCUGAACGCAGUGUCUCUAUUUGCUAAUGAGGUGUUGAUGGGUUAUCAUAUGCCUCAAGUGAGAUACAAUAUGAUGCCUAUGCUUUUGCCAUCUAGCAUGAUCCCAUCUGGUAUAAUGCCGUACUCCAACAAAACUCAUGGAACUUCUUACUUCCAUGGGAAAGGAGAUGGAUAUUCAAGCAGGAAUCAUCCCUAUAGCCAUGAUCGGGAUAAUAACAGGGAUAGGUAUAGCAGAAGGGAUUAUGAUCACAGUGAAAACAAAGGGGAGCGACGUCAUCGUGAACGUGAGCAUCAUAGAAACUCCGGGAGUCAUAGAUCGAAUAGUAGUCGAAGUGGUAGGAAUUAUCGAUAAAUUUUUGGGUUAUCAUUUGGACAUUAGUAAUCGAGAGUUGACAACAGUUAUAUUAUUUUUGUACUCAUGACAGGAGAAAUUCUGGUUGCAAUAGAGGUAAUUAUUGAUUUAAUUAGAUUUUCAAAAUGAAAUAGAAUAACUUCAUGCACAUAAUUCGGCGAAUCGUCGGCGAAAUUCUAUAAUGAAUCAAAUAUAUGUAAAAAAUGAUGUACAAAGCUGUCCUUUACUAAUUUCUUUCAAAAUACGUGAUUAAUCCUAUUCUUGAGAAUUUCUCAAUUGCAAUUCCGCUUUAGAAGACCGAUUUUUCUGAAAGAUAUACAGACAAAAUUUUUGUAGUAAAAGGAACAGAUUAAGGUAUUUCCGCAGUUACCUGUACUUUAGAAAAAUUUCGGACUAUGGUAAAAAUAUCAAAUUUGAAUUGUCUGGUAUUAGAUACACGCGGAAAUUAUCCUGAAAUUUUCGAGGGCUUUGACCAUGCCGUGUUGGAAUAUGCAUCGCUAAAUAUUAAAAUUUAAUGUUUUUUUAAAGUUUGACGUGGUAUAUUCAAAAAAAUUACAUGGUAAAAGUUCUUGAAUUUUUGGUAAUAUUUUUUCAUCGUACCCAAUAAGACAUGGUUCAAUUAUGGUGCCUCUACCAUAUUGGGAAAUUAUUUACAAGUAUAAGUAACUGCGGAAGCAGCUUAAGCGGGGACAGAUGAGAGGAACCAGUCUUCCAUUUAUCUUCUACCCCAAAAUAUCUUUUUUGCAUCUCUUCAUUACUAUUAAUUUCUCAUUGUUAAUAUAAAA
Molecule: messenger RNA, 1607 nt
Organism: Fopius arisanus
Lineage: Eukaryota; Metazoa; Arthropoda; Insecta; Hymenoptera; Braconidae
Product: RNA-binding protein 7
Exons: 2
Coding region: 172-822 (216 amino acids)
Biological process (GO): regulation of alternative mRNA splicing, via spliceosome
Cellular component (GO): nucleus
Molecular function (GO): single-stranded RNA binding
Source: RefSeq, a predicted model, not a curated record